UAGCUGUAUACAACAGAGAAAUGUCAUAUUAUCGUAUAUGACUUUUAAUUUUGAUUAAAUCAUGUCUGUAUAGCCACUUAUAUUUGACCUAAGUAUUAUUUGCAAUAGUAUCCUGUGAUAAUCUUUUCUCGUUUAUAUCAUUAAUAUUUUGUUAGUCUCAUAAUUUUCAAUGAUCAUCUAUUACAUUGAGUAUGGUAGAAUAUAAAAAAUAUGAAAUUGACAGCCGAAUUGAGUGUGAUGGACAUCAAGGUACAUUAAAGUACGUUGGUUCUGUUGGUAAAACUAAAGGUUUGUGGCUUGGUAUAGAUUGGGAUGAUCCAACACGUGGAAAACACAAUGGUACAUAUGAAGGAGUAAAAUAUUUUAAAGCUAGGCAUCCUACAUCAGGUUCAUUUAUACGACCAGGUAAAGCAAAAUUUGGGAUUUCUUGUCCUGAAGCUAUUAAAAUUCGUUAUGGCCUUAUCAAUGAUGAAUUAGCUGGCAUUGACAGAGACACCCUAACAAGCUUACAGAAAGAAAUUAAUGCACCUUUUUUGGAAGUUGUUGGUUUUUCCAAAGUAAAUAAGAAGCAAAGCAAAUUUGAUCAAUUAAAAAUUGUGUGGUUAAGAGAACAAUGUGUUAGUACUACUGGUAAUCCUGGAGAAUUAAAAGAAUUAUGUCCAAAUUUGGAAGAAUUAGAUUUAUCUAAAAAUUUAAUAAAUAGUUGGCAAAUUAUAGCAGAUAUCUGUUGUCAACUUGACUGUCUUGUUCGGCUUAAUCUGAGUGAAAAUUAUUUACCAACUGAAGAAAAUAUGGAAAUAUUAAAAGAUUCAUUUUUUAUGCUUAAAUAUUUAACUAUAGCAAGAAUGAACUAUAAUUGGUUUGAUAUUCAACGAUGUAUGAGUAUGUUUCCAUCUUUGCAAGAACUUUCAGUUUCUUUCAACAUUGUUAACAUCAUACACAAGCCAAUAAAAGAUGAAAAUUUAAUGAAAAUAUGUAAAUUAACUCUUGAAGGAAAUUUGAUAUCUAAUUGGAAUGAUAUUCUUAAAUUAGGAUCGCUUCCACGUUUAGAGUACCUUAAUUUAAAUUCCAAUAAGAUAGACAAAAUAAGGUUCCUAACUAUUGAACCAACAGCAAAAACCACAGCCUUUUCUAAUCUGCGGCAAUUACAUAUAUCGCAAAACAACAUAUCAGAGUGGCAAUCUGUAUCCGAAUUAGAAAAGCUAAAUAAUUUGGAAGAUUUGAAAUUUAGAGAAAAUCCUAUUUUGAAAAAUGAAAAUUUAGAAACUGCACGUCAGUUAAUCAUAGCGAGAAUUUCAAAAUUAAAAUCAUUAAAUGGCACUGAAAUCUUACAAGAUGAAAGACGUGGUGCUGAAUAUGAUUAUUUGAAAUUAUUUCUAUCGAAGUGGACCGAAACGGAAAAUGAUGUAGACAAGAGAAAUAGGUUCAUAAUUGAACACCCUCGAUAUCCAACAUUAGUUGCAAAAUGUGGAAUUUCUGAUAUUCCAUCACCUAAAGUGAAAGUGGAAAUGGUUUCUAACGUCAUAACGGUAGAGUUUGUAUGCCCAGAUCAUCCAAAUCAACCUAAAGGAAUUAAAAGAAAACUAUUAAAAGAUAUGGAAGUUCAAAAAGUUAUUGGACUUGCACAACGACUUUUUAGAACUGGAGGAAAAAUUCCAAGACUUUCAUUUAUACAACAAAAUCUUUCGAAAGAUGAAAUACUUCUUGAUAAACCGCUUCAGGAACUCCGAUACUAUUCAAUACAAGAUGGAGACCAAGUUAUUGUAAGAUGGUGAUAUUAAAUGAAUUUCAUAGAUGUAAUUGUAUUUUGUACACUGUUAAGAUUUCAUCACCAUACUUUGUUAUUAAACUUUUUUAAUUGCA
Molecule: messenger RNA, 1863 nt
Organism: Bombus pyrosoma
Lineage: Eukaryota; Metazoa; Arthropoda; Insecta; Hymenoptera; Apidae
Gene: Tbce
Product: tubulin-specific chaperone E
Exons: 8
Coding region: 192-1775 (527 amino acids)
Molecular function (GO): protein binding
Source: RefSeq, a predicted model, not a curated record